AUGCAACUAGUAGGAAUAUGUAUUAUAUUAGUCUAUAAUAAAGAGAACGAAAGAACUAGUAACAACAAUACUAAAUUAUCCAUAAAUAAGAAACGAGGUUAUAAAGAAUGGCUUGGUUUCAAUAAUCGACUUUCAUCAAUUCUAUUACCAUUUGCUAUAGCUUUACUCACAAUAGUUAUAACGAUACAAGAAAGUAAGAAACAACGAAAUGAAACAAUACUUUCCAAUUAUUUAAGAGGUAUGUCACAUUUAAUUCUAAAAUACGGUCAGCAAUUAGAUGAUCAUAAAGCAUGUAUAACAGCUUCAUCUAUGACCUUCACGGCACUUGAACAAUUUAUAAUUCCUUAUCGUGAUCUUUAUUUACCACAUGUUGAUUUAAUACAUGCAUCAUUUAUUAAUCUUCAAGUUGAAUAUGCAAAUGUGACUAAUGUAGAUUUUACAAAUGCUAAUAUAAGUAAUGAACAAUUACAGCAAGCUGCUUUUCUUAAUCAUGUUAUUAUUUUUCCUAAUGGAUCAUUUUUUCAAUAUGAAAAAUAUAGUCAUAAUGUUUUAUCAGUAGAUAAUUGGAUAGAUAAUGGAACACUUGAAAAUAAUUUAUUUAUAUUGAAGUUAGGUUUAAUAAUUUUUAUAUUUUUAUAA
Adineta steineri is the source of this 639-nucleotide messenger RNA. Lineage: Eukaryota; Metazoa; Rotifera; Eurotatoria; Adinetida; Adinetidae. The record is from the annotation of a GenBank genome assembly.